Leptopilina heterotoma is the source of this 734-nucleotide messenger RNA. It is a transcript of the gene RpL35A, whose product is annotated as 60S ribosomal protein L35a. The transcript is spliced from 4 exons. The record is from RefSeq and is a predicted model, not a curated record. Gene Ontology annotation, biological process: ribosomal large subunit biogenesis; cytoplasmic translation. Gene Ontology annotation, molecular function: structural constituent of ribosome. Bases 255 to 677 code for a protein of 140 amino acids. NCBI's taxonomy places the organism in Eukaryota, Metazoa, Arthropoda, Insecta, Hymenoptera, Figitidae. Gene Ontology annotation, cellular component: ribosome; cytosolic large ribosomal subunit.
UAAUAAGAGAGAGAAAGACAUAUACUUCUAUCCUUGUUACACUCAUUGCUCAACGCAAUGUAAAGGAUGUAAAAAAAGCCUUAAAUUUUCCAACUACGAAACUUACCCAUCCCUGUGUAAAUUCAAGAAAUUUCUACCUUACCAACAGUAAAUUAUCUUUAUCAUCAAAGAACAACAUUGUAGUUCGUGACUGGCCACUAGAGCUCUUUUACGAUUGCGUUUCUUUUCUUUUCACGCCUUGUAAGAAGUCCGAAAUGGCUGAACAGACAGGAAAGUCGAAAACGAAGCCAGCAAAGGCUGCAACGGAAUCAGCUCCGUUAAAAAGAAGGCCCUUCAAAAGGCAUGGCCGUUUAUACGCAAAAGCAAUUUUCACCGGUUACAAAAGAGGAUUGAGGAAUCAACAUGAAAGUACAGCCCUCUUGAAAGUUGAAGGAGCACGAACGAUCGUUGAUUCCGAUUUCUAUAUUGGAAAACGAUGCGUUUAUGUCUACAAGGCAAAAAAUAAGACCCCAGUUCCCGGAAACAAAACUAAGAAAACAAAGGUUCGUGCUAUCUGGGGGAAAGUUACACGUCCUCAUGGUAACAGUGGUUCAGUUCGAGCAAAAUUCAAGAGAAAUUUGCCCGCCAAGGCAAUGGGACAUCGCAUAAGAAUUAUGUUGUUCCCAAGCAAAGUGUAAAUUUUGUUAAUGUAUAAAAAAAAAUUAAUAAAAAAGCCUUUUGGUAUAAAAAAAAAA